AUCAGUGGUGCUGGAGAGUUCACUCACCGUCUGCUAGCUCCAGCCAAAACGUGACUACGAACCUUUUAUUUAUUUCGUUAACUAGCUAGCUACCUUUGAAUACCCCUUCCCGAACAAGAUGUAACUUACUACAGUACGUAAACACUCAUUUGAGAAUACUCAUCCAUUUUUAAAGGAACCAGGAGAGUGAAUGACGUGCUGUUUUGCUAAUGGAAGAUAUUGUUGUGAAUUAUUGCGAGUAUGUUACGCCGAAGUGAUUUUGUGUUUUGUUUUUUCAUAUUCAUCGUGGAUCUCUAAUUUGGGAUUUACCUUCAAAUCCAGGCGGUUUUCCGUGAAGGAAAUACAGAACGGGGGACAACGCUCACUGCUUAACUACAACCCGGGGAUUUAAAUCGCGUUUGCGGUGUUCCAAGAAAAAAAGAAAGAAAAAAAUUCAUGUGGCGAUUUUCUCUUUAACAAAUACAGUUUUGGAUUGCAGAAUGAGCAAGGAAAGACCGAAGAGGAAUAUCAUCCAAAAGAAAUACGAUGACAGUGACGGGAUCCCGUGGUCAGAAGAGCGCGUGGUGCGCAAGGUGCUGUACCUUUCCCUAAAAGAGUUCAAGAGCGCGCAGAAACGGCAGCUGGGGGACGGACUCGCCGAGGGAGCCAAAAACACAAACUGUUCGUUGGCGAACGGCCAGCUGAAUGGAUCCGGACCGAAAGGAGGUGACAAAGAUGGCGGGUCCAGGGGGUCUUCGCAAAGUACCGAUGGCAGCAGUGACUACUCAGAGGAAGGUCCAGUCAAGAAGAGGCCCAGACUGCAAGCACAAAGGAAGUUCGCCCAGUCCCAGCCCAACUCGCCCAGCACCACGCCGGUGAAGGCGGUGGAGGCAGCCCUUCCCAUCCCGGCCUCCCAGAUCACGGACCUCUCCAAGCGCAAGCCCAAGACCGAGGACUUCCUGACCUUCCUGUGUCUGCGAGGUUACUGUACGUGGCUCAAUGAAGGGUCGUCGGCCUUGCCCAGCAAUAUGGCAUACUUCGGGAGCUCCCAGGACGAAGACGACCUGGAGGACGAUGAGGAGUGUGAGGAUGUGAAGCCGGCUGCCAGCGUAGCCUCCGCGUCCUGCCAGUCCACGCCGCGGAAGGGCAAGCCGCCGGGGAAGCACACCGUAAACGGACACGUUUUCGACGGCCACAGCAAGGCAGCGCGGGAGAAGGACUCCACCCCCAAACACAAAGGCAAGGAGGUGACGCCGGCGAAGGAGAGGAGCGAGAGGGCGGAGGGACGCCGGGAGCAGACUGUUAACCCCACGGGGCCCCCGGCCAGGGGCCCCGCCGCCAACGGCCCUGCCGCAGCCGGGUCCCCCUGCAGGAGGGCCGCCGAGGACCUUCGCAAGCAGGUUUCAAAAGUCAAUGGGCUCACUCGGGCAUCCUCCAUGGGCACACACGCGCCCAGUGCCAAAAAGACGAAAAACUUCCGACUGCCGUCCAAAACUGUGAAGUACACAGCCACCGUGACCAAGGGCCACGUCACGUACACCAAAGCAAAGCUGGUCAAAAAAACCAAACUCAUCCACAGCAAGCAUGCGGCAGCCGCCCACCGGCCUCUCCAACACGGUGGCGGCAUCGGCGGCGGUGGCGGCCACCCGCGCCUCCACCACUCCAACUCAGGAAAAGCCCAAAGUAGCAAUGCAAAAACCCGCAAACAGGUGCUAAUGUCCAACGGCGUGCACAAGGCGGCCGACGGGGCCGGCGGCGUGCGCCUCAACGGAAGGCUGAACGGGCGGCCGCGCGCCGAGGAGGAGGAGGCCCGGCAGGGCCGCGAGGGCCUCCGCAACUCCAAGAGGGCGGCGGGGGGCGCGCCGAAAGAGAGGCCGCUCUCGGCCGACGCCAAGAGGGCCAAGCUCCAGGCUGCCGCCCUGGAGACGCGGAGCAGGAAGGGCGGCCAGGAGAAGGAGAAGGAGGAGAAGGCCGCCGAGCCCAACGGCCACGCCGUCCUGGAAACGACAGCGGCAGCCGCGGUAACGGCGACUACGGUGACGACGGCGCCGGCGCCGCCACCGACUCCGACACCGGCCAGCACCGAGAACCAGCGGCCAAGGCGGGCCAAGGCGGGCCGGCUGAUGUUCAGCAGACAAGCACAGCACAAAGCGCCACCGGCUGCCGCCGCCGAGAUCCGCCUCACUACCUCAGCCGGCACCCCCUCCCCCGCCCCUAACAAACCAGUGGAGCCUAAAGCGGACAGGGACAGGGACAGGGAGAAGGAGAGGGAGAGGGAGAGGAGCAGGGCCGCCUUCGCCUCCUUGACGGAGGUCCCGGUCCUCCGGCCCGGCCCGCGGGAGUUCCAGGACCCCCUGGUGUACCUGGACUCGGUUCGGGAGCAGGCGGAGCCCUACGGGCUGUGCCGGGUCGUCCCGCCGCCCGACUGGCGGCCCGAGUGCAAGCUGAGCGACGAGAUGCGCUUCGUCACGCAGGUGCAGCAUGUGCACAAGCUGGGCCGGCGCUGGGGCCCCAACGUGCAGCGGCUCGCCUGCAUCAAGAAGCACCUCAAAUCUCAGGGCAUCACCAUGGAGGACCCGCCUCUCAUUGGGGGCUGCGAGCUGGACCUGGCGCGCUUCUUCCAGCUCAUCAACGACAUGGGCGGCAUGCAGCAGGUGACGGACCUCAAGAAGUGGAGCAAGCUGGCGGACCUGCUGCGCGUGCCCAAGUCGGCCCAGGACCGGCUGGCCAAGCUGCAGGAGGCCUACUGCCAGUACCUGCUGUCCUAUGACUCGCUCUCGCCCGAGGAGCGCCGGCGGCUGGAGAAGGAGGUGCUGGCCGAGAAGGAGAACCUGGAGCGGCGGAAGGGGCCCCUGGAGGGCCACUCGGAGAGCGCGCAGAGGUCGCUCUCGCUGCCGCGCUACGAGCCCAAGAACGGCCUGGUCAACGGCGUGGUGCACAAGAACGGCUUCCGCGGCAAGCUCAAGGAGCUGGACACGCAGGUCAAGGCGGGUCGCCGCCGGCUCUUUGCUCAGGAACGGAAGGAGGACGAGGACGAAGAGGAGGACAGGGGCAUUCUCAGUGACCAGCACAAGUGUAUAUACAAGGGGAGAUCGGUGUCGUUGACCACCUUCUACAGGACCGCCAGGAACACCAUGAACAUGUGCUUUAAUAAGGAGCCCAGCGCGGCAGAAGUCGAGCAAGAGUACUGGCGAAUAGUGGAGCAGAAGGACUGCCACGUGGCAGUGCAUUAUGGGAAAGUGGACACAAACACGCAUGGGAGUGGCUUCCCCGUGGGAAAGUCAGAGCCAUUUUCAAAACAUGGGUGGAACCUCACAGUCCUUCCCAAUAACUCUGGAUCCAUCCUGCGCCACCUUGGUGCUGUGCCAGGGGUGACCAUUCCCUGGCUGAACAUCGGCAUGGUGUUUUCUACCUCAUGCUGGUCUCGAGACCAAAACCGCCUUCCAUACAUCGAUUAUUUACACACUGGUGCUGACUGCAUUUGGUAUUGUAUUCCUGCUGAGGAGAAGGCUAAGCUUGACAAAGUUGUGCACACGCUGCUGCAGGCCAACGGGACCCCGGGCCUUGAGAUGCUGGAGAAGAACAUCAUGAUCUCUCCGGAGGUCCUGUCCCGUGAGGGGAUCAAGGUGCACCGCACCGUGCAGAAAAGCGGCCAGUUCAUCGUCUGCUUCCCGGGGACUUUCGUGUCCCGGGUCUGCUGCGGGUACAGCGUCUCCGAAACCGUGCACUUUGCCACCCCCCAGUGGAUGAACUUGGGAUACGAGGCUGCUAAGGACCUAAAAUGUCGGCGCAUAGCGAAGCCCUUCUCCAUGGAGAAGCUGCUGUACCAGAUUGCCACGGCCGAGUCCAAACGAGAGAACGGACACGUUCUGAGUACAAUCUCCACUCUUCUCAAAGAUCUCAGGGAUAUGGAGAUGCGGCAGCGGCGGGAGCUGUUCCAGGCGGGGCUGCUGUCCUCCGCCCGCUACGGCACCCACGACAACAACCAGCCGCCCAGCGAGGGCAGGAAGAAACCGCGCAAGUGGCUGGCGCUGGAGUCGUCCGAGCGGCGCUGCCAAAUGUGCCAACACCUCUGUUACCUCUCCAUGGUGGUCCAGGAGAAUGAGAACGUCGUCUUCUGCUUGGAAUGCGCUCUGCGCUAUGUGGAGAAACAGAAGUCCUGUCGCGGGCUCAAAAUGAUGUACCGCUACGAUGAGGAGCAGAUCAACAGUCUGGUGAGCCAGGUGUGCGGGAAAGCCAUGGCGCGGAGCGGCGAGAACUGUAACGGCACGACCCCCGGCAAAACUCCCGCCAAGCGCGGCCCGCGCAAACGAGCCACCGUGGAGGUGCUGCUCUCCCGCCUCUCCUCCUCACACCUGUCCAAAAGUGCUACCACUUCCUCAUGAAGAUGCCAAGAAAAGUCCCUGCUUUUUUAAAGUUUUAUUUUUUUUUUUUCUUCGUUUUUUAAAGAUUUUUGUUUUCGAUUUUAUACCCACCCUCUCACCUCCCCUUUCCUAUAGUACGGAGAGCUUGCUCUAGAAAGCAAGUUCUUUUUUUUGCACUAGCUCGAAAGAAGAUUUUCUCUCUUGUUUUUUAGAGGUCUUUUUCUUUGUGUCGGUCUUAGCAUUAAGUGAAACAUGCACGCGUGUAAUGUAUCCUACACCUACUACAGAGCUCCUCAUUCUUCCGAGGCGCUGCCUGAUGAUGUCACGGAGUCAACUUCCUGUAGAUCUGUGUCCCCUCCCUCUGCUCUCCCUCGUCGGCCCCUGCGACUGCACACACACACUCAUACCUGAACUGUGAACCAGCAGAGAAGACAGAAGGGCGUCCAUUUUUAAUGACAUCACAAAGAGCAGGAAAACCUUUUUUCUUUUAAGUUUUUUAUUUCCAAGAUCAAUUUUAUUCUCUCAGCGAGUGAGCGAACAGCUGUUUUGGGAGAGCGCUGUGGAGGCAAAACUUGAAAGACAGAUGUUUGCUGGCCUGUGUUUUUUUUUUAAAUCAUUAGUUCAUUUUAUGCUUGAUUUUAACCAAGCUGAAGUGUUGUCCAUUUUUAUGGGAGGGCAGGAGGGAGGGUCAGGGGUUGGAGAGGACUCCUGAUUUCCAAAAUCUUGGUGUAGGACAGGUGGGGGGGGUUGUCACCAGUGGGUGCGAGAGGAAGAGUCUCCUUGCGUGUGUAUACUGUGCCUGAUACUAGUAGGAAAAUCCACAUUGUUUUUGGUGCUGUUAGGUAUUACUGUAUAUCAAAUGACAAAAAACAGGACGGAAUGCCUCAGGGCCUUCUGGUUCUAGAUGUGCAAUCGUAUUAACAUUCCACAUUCCUCAUCCUAUUGUUUCAUCUAAGCAUUAAUUAUUAUAUUAUUAUUAUUUUUCCGUGUUCUGAUUUAUAUUUUGGUCUGAUGUGCUAUCACAAGUAGAGCCACUAGUCAAGAGGUUGUAAAAUGUGAAUUAUGAAAAAUCCCAGUUUUCCUUUUUUUU
Messenger RNA from Megalops cyprinoides (Indo-Pacific tarpon), 5433 nucleotides. RefSeq names its product jumonji, AT rich interactive domain 2b (gene jarid2b). Gene Ontology annotation, cellular component: nucleus. The transcript has 19 exons. Gene Ontology annotation, biological process: chromatin remodeling. Lineage: Eukaryota; Metazoa; Chordata; Actinopteri; Elopiformes; Megalopidae. The record is from RefSeq and is a predicted model, not a curated record. Bases 480 to 4364 code for a protein of 1294 amino acids. Gene Ontology annotation, molecular function: histone demethylase activity; DNA binding.